Coregonus clupeaformis (lake whitefish) is the source of this 1546-nucleotide messenger RNA. RefSeq names its product LHFPL tetraspan subfamily member 4 protein. The transcript is spliced from 5 exons. Lineage: Eukaryota; Metazoa; Chordata; Actinopteri; Salmoniformes; Salmonidae. The coding region runs from base 586 to 1338 and encodes 250 amino acids. Gene Ontology annotation, molecular function: GABA receptor binding. Gene Ontology annotation, cellular component: plasma membrane; inhibitory synapse; postsynaptic membrane. The record is from RefSeq and is a predicted model, not a curated record. Gene Ontology annotation, biological process: sensory perception of sound; gamma-aminobutyric acid receptor clustering.
GGAAAAGGGAGAGUGAGAAUCAGAAGACAGCAUCAAAAACCAACAGCAUGGGUUCUUGGUAUUUACAGUGAUACGACCAAUGCCCAUCUUUUCUCGUCUUCAUUCUUCAAAGGACAUGUAUCGGUCUCUUUUUCUGGAUGUAACGAAUGCUCCUGUUGACCUAACUCAAAUAGUUCGUGGAAGAUUAAUCAGUGGGGCUCGACAGCGGUACUUGUCUCUCAUUUGAAGCGUUUGGUCUAAUGGGAGUCGAUAUAGCUUCAUUAUUAACACUCCGACAGAGGUGGUGAAUAUUGAAUAAUGCGUUUGAUCCCGUUUUUCCUUGACCAUUGUUUUUUGCAACGUGAGCUCGGUCGACUCUGCUGUGUCUUUGCGCGUUAAGAGGAUUUUCCCCAUCGCUGUUGAAUUACGCUGCGGUCUUGAAUUGAUUAAUUUGGAAGCCAUUUGGACUAUAUAACAUCCAGAAACCUGGACCUUUUGAUUGAUUACUAGGGGAGACAGUGCUGACCUUUGUGUGGGCUAAUUCGUGUAAGAUUUGUUGUUAUCUCCAUCUUUCAGUGACCCCGGAGUGUUCAUAUCAAAAGGAAAAUGCUGCCUUCGCAAGAAGCCUCCAAGAUUUACCAUGACAACUACAUGCGGAACUCGCGGGCCAUUGGGGUUCUGUGGGCUAUAUUCACCAUAUGUUUAGCCAUUAUUAACGUAGUGGUGUUCAUUCUGCCCUACUGGAUUGGGGACAGCGUGAACACCCCACACGCAGGCUAUUUCGGCUUGUUCCACUACUGCGUGGGCACUGGGAACUCCAACCGGGAGCUCACCUGCCAAGGAACCUUCGCCGAAUUCAACGGCAUCCCCUCGAGCGCGUUCAAAGCGGCCACCUUCUUCGUGUUGCUGUCCAUGGUGCUCAUCUUGGGUUGUAUUGUCUGCUUCAUCCUCUUCUUAUUCUGCAACACCGCCACUGUCUACAAGACGUGCGCCUGGAUGCAGCUGCUAUGCGCCAUGUGUUUGCUCCUGGGCUGUAUGAUCUUCCCGGACGGCUGGGAUGCGGAGGUGGUACGCGACAUGUGUGGCGAGGAGACAGGGAAGUAUACGCUGGGGAACUGCUCGGUGCGCUGGGCCUACAUGCUUGCCAUCGUCGGCAUCAUGGAUGCCCUCUUCCUCUCCUUCCUGGCCUUCGUUUUGGGCAACCGGCAGAAUUACUUCCAGCUGGAGGAGCAGCUCAAAGCAGAACAGAAAGAUCUUGCAGUGUCCAGGCAUCUCCACCUUGGCUCCACCCUCAGGAUGGACGGAGUUGAAAUCCGGGAGACCAAGGAUCCACAAUAUGGAGUCCAACGGUUCCACUGAGCAUGCCCCUCCAACCGUCCCCUCCUCUCCUUCCUCUCCUCCGCUCGUCCACCCCAGCUCUUCAGGUUCAACCACUGGUCUUGGACUGGAGGCUCCAUCCAGCUGUUUGUAAAAUAGAAAUGAAAUGGAAGAUAUUCAAAAAGAGAAAAUAUACGUCUGUUUGAAGAGAACUAUGAUAAAAAGGAAAAAUAUGAUCAGCUUUAUAAAA